Messenger RNA from Dictyostelium discoideum AX4, 357 nucleotides. It is a transcript of the gene hatB, whose product is annotated as actin binding protein. Bases 1 to 357 code for a protein of 118 amino acids. Gene Ontology annotation, molecular function: fatty acid binding; protein-macromolecule adaptor activity; actin filament binding. The transcript has 2 exons. Gene Ontology annotation, cellular component: cytosol; plasma membrane; cortical cytoskeleton. The record is from RefSeq and is a predicted model, not a curated record. Lineage: Eukaryota; Evosea; Eumycetozoa; Dictyosteliales; Dictyosteliaceae. Gene Ontology annotation, biological process: hyperosmotic response; response to acidic pH.
AUGGGUAACAGAGCAUUCAAAGCACACAACGGUCACUACUUAAGCGCUGAACACGAUCACGUCAAGACCCACCACGGUCAUCACGAUCAUCACACUCACUUCCAUAUCGAAAACCACGGAAGCAAAGUUGCCUUAAGAACCCAUUGCGGUAAAUACGUUUCAAUUGGUGACCAUAAACAAGUUUACCUCUCACACCACUUACACGGUGACCACUCACUCUUCCACUUAGAACACCACCACGGUAAAGUCUCAAUCAAAGGUCAUCACCACCACUACAUCUCUGUUGACGGUCACGGUCAUGUCUCUACCUCCCAUCACCACGAUCAUCAUGCUACUUUCGAAGAACACAUCUUAUAA